AUGGUGGUCUUCAUUAACGCAAAGAUCAAGUCUUUCAUUAAACUUUUCAAGAAGAAAACUGUUUCCAACCUAGAUGAGGAGAGCAGGUGGACAGUCCACUACACGGCUCCAUGGCACCAGCAGGAGAACGUGUUCCUUCCCACCACAAGACCCCCCUGUGUGGAGGACCUGCACCGCCAAGCCAAGCUGAACCUCAAAUCCGUUUUGCGGGAAUGUGAUGAACUACGACGGGAUGGCUACCGAAGUUCUCAGUACUACUCCCAGGGGCCCACCUUCUCCACCAGCUCCAGCCCAGUGUGUGAAGAUUAUCAGGAUGGGGGUGAAGAAAUGGAGCAAAAGUGUUCCAUGUCUUCAUCAGAAGAAGAAAGGCAUAUUUCCAUCAGAAGAACUAAAACACCAACCUCAAGCGAUUUCUCCAACCUCAGUACUCACACAAACUGGACCAAGUCACUUCCGCUGCCAACACCAGAAGAGAAGAUGCGGCAGCAAGCCCAAAUAGUCCAGGCUGAUGUGGUUCCUAUUAAUGUAACUGGGGAGAAUUUUGAUCGGCAGGCCAGCCUUCGGCGGUCUCUAAUUUACACAGACACUCUGGUAAGACGACCGAAGAAAGUCAAAAGGAGAAAGACUAUUACAGGAGUCCCUGACAACAUACAGAAGGAGCUAGCAUCAGGCCCUGGCCAAGAAGAUGUUGAGGGUCACCCGAUGUAUACUCCGGACCACUACUCUACCCUAGGAAGGCUUGACAGCCUUCGGUCUGUAGGGCAGCGCUCUGGAACCAGAGACUCCAGCUGCCAGACUGAAGAAGUGAGAGUCGUCCCACCUUCCAUGAGAAGAAUCAGGGCACAAAAGGGGCAUGGCAUUGCAGCCCAGAUGAGCCACCUCUCAGGCUCCUCUGGGAAUAUGUCUGUGCUGAGCGACUCUGCAGGCAUUGUGUUCCCUUCUCGCCUCAACAACGAUGGUUUCCACAGUCUUCCACGCUCUGGAGCAGGGGCCAGAAUGCAGCCCCUUGAGCCAAGGCUGAGUGUGCUGGGCCUUGCAGAAGACACAGACAGCACAUUCUCCUACCACAUGGGAGGUGCCUCAAGGACUGGAACACUUCUGAGACCCAAAUCCCAGGAGCUUAGGCACUUUGAGGCUGAAAACGGAAGCAGCCCAGCGUGUGUGGUUUCUCCUCAUGCAACCUACUCCACGAGCGUCAUCCCAAAUGCCACACUCUCUUCCUCUUCAGAGGUAAUCAUUAUUCACACUGCUCAGAGUUUAGGGCCGCUGGAUGGUAAAAUCACCAGCUCCUCCUCAUAUGGGAAGGUAAGACCCAGCGACCACCGCCUCUCCAGGCAUGUUGUAAAAGAAGGUCUUCAGUCUUCCAGUGGCCAAUGGGAUAAGAAUCACUCCACCAUUGUUUCACAGACUGCCUUAGAUACCAGUUCCCCUGAUGCCACUACACUGUCAUCCCUCUGCAACUCAACAGUCUCUCUAAAUACUCCAGCAAAUAGGGAGAAUGGGUCCCAAACUGGGGCUUACCAUUGUAGAAAUAGCCUGAACUUCCCAAGCCAUCCCCAAGAUGUGGACAGCAAGAGUGAGUCUAGCUAUUCCGGAGGCAGAGUGCAUGGUUGCCUCGAGCCCUGGGACUAUCAGGCCUCAGGCAGUGGGAGAGCAUCCCCACAGAAGGCACAAUGUGCAAUGCCUGGUUACUCCAUGCCUGUCAAUAACCUGAGCAGCUGCAGCUUGGACCAAACGUCACACAGAGAGGACACCAGGUCCCUGUGCUCAGUGGACCACAAUGGCUACUACACCCCUGCACGUACAGGCUCCGGACACGGAUCCGGGAAUCUGUGCAAUAGCAGUGAUGGCUUUGGGAACCCCAGACACAGCGUGAUCAAUGUUUUUGAUAGAAAGGUUCAGAAAAGCCAAGGGGACCAGCCAGAUUACCAGGAUAAAUCCUUUUCGCGAAGCAUCUCUUUGAAGAAAGCAAAGAAGCCUCCGCUGCCUCCCUCUCGGACUGACUCUCUCCGCAGGAUCCCUAAGAAGGGCACCCAGCCUAAUGGGCAGGUGCUGAACGAAAGUCUGAUCGCCACGCUCCAGCACUCUCUACAGCUGAACCUCCAGUGCAAGGACGGCAGCUCGCCCUCCCAGAGCCCCUGCAGUGACUUCGAAGAGCCCUGGCUGCCCCGCUCCCGCAGCCAGAGCACAGUCAGUACCAGCAGCAUGACCUCCGCCACCACCCCGAACGUGUACUCCCUGUGUGGGGUCACACCAUCACAGAGUGACACAAGCAGCCUCAAGUCGGAGUACACAGACCCAUGGGGCUACUAUAUUGACUACACGGGGGUGCCAGAAGACCUGGGGAACCCAGGAGUGGCGUGUUCCAGCAGCAGUGGCGUGGCAGCUGGAAACGGUCCGGUUCGUCAGGUUCAAGAUGGUUCCAGGGCUGUGAUGCCUCAAGUGCCGAGUAAUUCAGUCAAACCAAAGCUCACAUCCCCAGAGAAGUCCCACAGAGUCACUUCUCCAUCCAGUGGGUACUCCAGCCAGUCGAAUACACCCACAGCCCUCACCCCUGUGCCUGUGUUUCUCAAGUCUGUGUCACCAGCAAAUGGGAAGAGGAAGGCCAAGCCCAAGGUGCCAGAGAGGAAGUCCUCUCUGAUAUCCUCCAUAUCCAUUUCCUCAUCUUCAACUUCUCUUUCUUCUAAUACGUCUACUGAAGGAAGUGGUACUGUAAAGAAACUGGAUUCAUCAGCUGGGUCUCCUCUGGCUCCCCCUCCUUCUCUGCCAUCUCCCUAUCCUACUGACAAGUCUUCUCUGCCUCCUCCUCCUGUCGCAGACUCCUCUGGGGGCUCUCCUGUGCCUCACUCUCCCGUCUUCCCCCCUCCACCGUUAGAAGUUCUAACUCCUUUCUGUUUCCCGGUGGAGGGAUGCCUUCCUCCUCCCCCCACAUCACUUAGCCCCAUUCUUCCAGACCCAUCCCCUUCUUUACCCUCUCCUCCACCUUUCUUACCUUCUUCAGGUCCACCGCCUGCUCCACCUCUUGACCCCAAAUUAUUGAAAGACACCAGGCCUUUUUACAAACAAGCUAAGCCCCCAGGUUCCUCCUGUGAUGCUUUAAAGCAGCCUUGUCACAAGGAGGAGAACUCCAGACUCACUAUGCCCCUCAUAACCACCGAAGCAUUACAGAUGGUACAGUUGAGGCCGGUGAAGAAGAACUCAGGAACGGAGGGAGCACUGUUGUCUGAAAGAAUAUCUCAGGAAAAAUCAACUCCGGUUGUUCCCCAGUAUCAUUUAAAGCCAUCUGCUUUCCUGAAAUCCAGAAAUAGCAUAAAUGAAAUGGAGACUAAAAGCCAGAAUGCCUCCGCCAAAGGCUGGCUUCCAGCUCCUGCCAAGAGUGCCAGUCAGGGUCACCAUGACAGUGCAGCUGAGCGUGUCGGCCUUCAGAGCCGCAGAGAUGGAGCGCAGCCGGCCCAGGCCUCUGGAGAGCAGCCGGGCUCGCCAACGGAGCCACCUGGCUCCUCACCCAGCAGAAAGCCGCCUCCUAUUUCAAAGAAGCCCAAACUGUUCCUUUUGGUACCACCUCCUCAGAGAGAUUUCACAGCGGAGCACACAGAGAACGUGAGUGAAGUCUUCCGAGACGCGCCCAACCUCACCAGGAGAGAGGCGGACUCUGUGCACAGCAAAGGGGCACAAGUGAGUUUUGCAACCAGAACCAGUUCUGAUGAGCCGGACUCCAGCAGCUCGAUUCUUGAGGGAGGAGCUGCAGGAUCCACAUCCCUUGGCAGAGUGGAAGCCAAUGCCCCCAUGGUACAGCCUGAUGUCUCGCCAGCCCCCAAGCAGGAAGAGCCCUGCACCUCCGAUGAAGGCAGCAGCAGUGAGAACAGUGCGGAUAGCGUGGGCAGUGGGGAGCAGUGCCUGUUUCAGGACAGUGGAGGAGCUGGAGUGCUGGAGACAGAAACAGCAGCAUCUUCAUCAGAGACCUGGGACGUCCUCAGGGAAGAAGGGAGUGAUGAGGUGACGACCCCCAGCAGACCCAGAACCACAGAAGAUCUCUUUGCAGCUAUUCACAGAUCCAAAAGGAAAGUUCUUGGCCGGAAAGAUUCAGAUGACGAUCACGCCCGAAACCAUUCACCCUCACCUCCAGUGACCCCCACCGGUGCUGCCCCCAACCUGGCCUCCCCGAAGCAAGUGGGAUCCAUUCAGAGAAGUGUCCGCAAGAGCAUUACCAGCAGUGACAACUUCAAAGCUCUGCUGCUGAAAAAAGGGAGCCGAUCCGACACGAGCGCCCGCAUGUCGGCGGCCGAGAUGCUCAAGAACACAGACCCUCGAUUCCACAGAGCCAGGUUCGAACCCUCUGCAGACACCCCUGAGAGCCCGUCAAGCUGCGCCCCCAGCAAGAACAGAAGGGCCCAGGAGGAAUGGGCCAAGAACGAAGGCUUGAUGCCCCGCAGUCUGUCCUUCUCCGGCCCCCGGUACGGGCGCAGUCGCACACCGCCCUCUGCCGCCAGUAGCAGGUACAGCUUACGGAACCGGAUCCAGAGCAGCCCCAUGACUGUCAUCUCGGAGGGCGAAGGGGAGGCCCUGGAGCCCGUGGACAGCAGAGCUCGCCGGGCUCUGGGAUCAGCGAGGGGAGCUUUGAUGGAUGGAGUGACCAGGAGCGACAAGGAUGAGGGCCACCUGCUCCGCAGUGAGGAGCCUGCCGCCUCCCUGUGGGCAAAAGCACCUGCUGGCCCAGCAGACGGUCGGGCUAGCGCCCAGGGCAGGGAUUCCUUAGGACAGUGUGGAGGUUCUUCUCGGAAAGAGUUAGAACCAGGAAUGUGA
Chrysochloris asiatica (Cape golden mole) is the source of this 4803-nucleotide messenger RNA. It is a transcript of the gene NHSL1, whose product is annotated as NHS-like 1. Gene Ontology annotation, biological process: cell differentiation. NCBI's taxonomy places the organism in Eukaryota, Metazoa, Chordata, Mammalia, Afrosoricida, Chrysochloridae. The record is from RefSeq and is a predicted model, not a curated record. Bases 1 to 4803 code for a protein of 1600 amino acids. The transcript has 9 exons.